Sander lucioperca (pikeperch) is the source of this 6086-nucleotide messenger RNA. RefSeq names its product potassium voltage-gated channel, Shab-related subfamily, member 1 (gene kcnb1). The record is from RefSeq and is a predicted model, not a curated record. Gene Ontology annotation, molecular function: protein binding; delayed rectifier potassium channel activity. The coding region runs from base 498 to 2999 and encodes 833 amino acids. Gene Ontology annotation, biological process: protein homooligomerization; potassium ion transmembrane transport. The transcript is spliced from 3 exons. Gene Ontology annotation, cellular component: voltage-gated potassium channel complex; membrane. NCBI's taxonomy places the organism in Eukaryota, Metazoa, Chordata, Actinopteri, Perciformes, Percidae.
UCCAGACGUCAAGGCGCGGUGCUGAAAGAGUUAAUCAGAUGUGGAAGAGAGCGCUGAGCUGCCAUGGAUCCACCUUCAGAGAGAUGCGACGCCUCCUUACACAGCUGACUGGGAAACACAGGUAGUCUGUCCGAAUGGGCUCUCGGCAUACUUGUUGAUCUUCGGGCGAAGCACUGGUGCGAUAUGCGGAGCAGGAAACCGGCGGGUAGGCAAUAGAUCGUGCUAAGGAUCUCUCUGCCAUGUCGGAGGCAGAGGAAGGGGAAAUGGAUUGGUUUAGACCCUGGCAAAAGUAAACCAAUAACGACGCCUCCUUUUUUUAAAUGCUACUGCUUCAUCUCCGUUUGUGCCAGCGAAUUGAUUGUUCACAGAGCCGUGCGUGCUGGUUUGAUUCAGUGCAGGAUGACAACAACUCAUUACGAUAAAAUAAUGAAAGAAAAUAGGACCAGCUGUAGUCCAUAGCCCUGGAUGUUUGCCUGAUUCCUCAACCUAAAGUCAUCAUGGAGAAAUCCUUGGCAGAGUUAAAUAAAGCUGGCUCCCGCUCAACAUCAUUGCUGCCACCUGAACCGGUGGACAUCAUUCGCAGCAAGUCAUGUUUCCGUAGAGUAAGGCUGAAUGUUGGGGGUCUCCCACAUGAGGUCUUGUGGCGAACGUUAGAUAGGUUACCACGAACACGUUUGGGAAAGUUAAGAGAUUGUAACGCCCAUGAGUCUCUGAUGGAAGUGUGCGAUGACUACAACCUUGAGGAGAAUGAGUACUUUUUUGACCGACAUCCAGGGGCAUUCACUUCAAUUCUGAACUUCUACCGCACGGGUAAGCUGCACAUGAUGGAAGAAAUGUGUGCCCUGUCGUUCAGUCAAGAACUCGACUACUGGGGCAUUGACGAGAUCUACCUGGAGUCGUGUUGCCAGGCGAGGUACCACCAGAAAAAGGAGCAAAUGAAUGAGGAGCUCAAACGAGAGGCUGACAAUAUGAAAGACAUAGAGGGAGAAGAAUUUGACAACACUUGCUGUGCUGAAAAACGAAAGAAACUUUGGGACCUUCUGGAAAAGCCUGGCUCAUCUAUUGCAGCAAAGAUCCUGGCCAUCAUUUCCAUCCUCUUCAUUGUGCUAUCCACCAUUGCCUUGUCUCUGAACACCCUUCCAGAGCUGCAGGACACAGAUGAGUUUGGCCAGUCCUCAGACAACCCACAACUUGCACACGUGGAAGCUGUAUGUAUUGCCUGGUUUACCAUGGAGUAUCUGCUUCGCUUUCUCUCCUCACCCAACAAGUGGAAGUUCUUUAAGGGUCCUCUGAAUGUCAUUGAUCUGCUGGCCAUCUUGCCCUACUAUGUCACCAUAUUCCUGACAGAAUCCAACAAGAGUGUGCUGCAAUUUCAGAAUGUCCGCCGUGUGGUUCAGAUUUUUCGGAUCAUGCGUAUCCUGCGUAUUCUGAAGCUGGCUCGUCACUCCACAGGCCUUCAGUCUCUGGGCUUCACUCUUAGGAGGAGUUACAAUGAGCUGGGCCUACUCAUUCUUUUCCUGGCCAUGGGAAUCAUGAUCUUCUCCAGUCUGGUGUUCUUUGCUGAGAAGGAUGAGGAAGAUACAAAGUUUAAAAGCAUUCCAGCUUCUUUUUGGUGGGCUACUAUUACUAUGACCACAGUUGGCUACGGAGAUAUCUACCCAAAAACACUACUGGGAAAGAUAGUGGGGGGUUUAUGCUGCAUAGCUGGAGUACUUGUGAUUGCCCUACCUAUUCCCAUUAUUGUAAAUAACUUCUCUGAAUUCUACAAAGAGCAGAAGAGGCAGGAAAAAGCACUUAAACGAAGAGAGGCCUUAGAUAGGGCAAAGAGAAAUGGUAGCAUUGUCUCAAUGAACUUGAAAGAGGCAUUUGCUCGUAGUGCAGAACUGAUGGAUGUGGUUGUAGAGAAGAGUGAGAGGCCUCAUGACAACCAUUUCUCUCCGAGCCGUUGGAAAUGGACCCCCAAGAGAGCUGCAUCAGAGACAAGCUCAAACCGUUCCUUCAACGCCCAGGAAUUAGGCUCUCCCAACAAGGCCAGAGACACCAGUCCCCAGAGGCUAAAUGUUCAGAAAUUAGAGGAGAUGUACAACCACAUGGCCAAGACACAAUCCCAGCCAAACCUCAAUGCUAAAGACAGAGGCUCUAGAGUUGGCAAACAGAGGGAUGAGAUAGAGCUGGGGGCCAUCCAAGAUCAUGGGCCCCCGGUGCUCGGAACCAGAGAAGGAGUGGGGGACAUGAAAAGCUUGUCCAGUAUUGACAGCUACAUCAGUUGUGCUACAGACUUCCAGGAGAAUCCACGCUUCCCCCAUAGUCCAGCAAUGGACCUUGGUCUUCAGGAAAGCAACCGGUUCUCCCACAGUCCGGUUACAGCUUUGUCCCAGCACGGCAGUGCAAAAACAGGCCAGCUAACCACCGGGGAGCGUGAACCCAUGCUGACUCCUGUGUCUAUCACAAAGCCCUCAUGCUCAGAAAAUGCACGGAGAUUCUUCUUUUCUGGCAACUCUUCAAAAAUCCUUAUCCCCAAAGGAGGCUGGCACAACGAUGGGGGGUCAGGCCCGCCCACGCUCUCAGACAGCUCAGUCAUAUCAGACCACUCUCUGUUAAGCCCAGAAGUUUCUGUCUACACCACUGCCAGCAGCAGAACCCCACCGAAGUCCCCAGAGAGCACUACCCUAGCAGCAACUGUCUUCACCUUCCACGACUCCUCCAUCAGCAAAUACAUCGAUGCUGAUACAGAUGAUGAUGAGCACAACCGCGACAUCUCUGACGCCAGUCCCUCAGAGUGUCUUUUGGCUGGUUCAAGCCCAAAACGCAGCAUCAACAUCAAUUACCAGAAAGGUGUCAACCAUUUUGAAGCAGCCCAAAAAAUGCUGGGCCAGAACUGUCUGUUUCCCAUUGAAGGGAUUCGUGGGGUAGCUCAUGAGAAUCAUGUAGGUCCUGAGAUGGCACGUAGACCAAAGGUUGAGAGGGGGCGUCAAAAUACUUUAGAUAAAAGCCUUUGAGGUACAAGUGCAGCAUAAAUAAACAGGAAGCUGGAGCCAGAGUGUUUGUAAUGGAGACACUAGACAGACUAAAACACUCUAUAAGCCAGAGACAAAGCAAGAGGAAGAGACAAAGGAUCUCACUGAAACAUUUGACAAUUUACCUGAGCAUGCCACUGGGCACUACGCUCAGGGUCAAUAUGUGUGGUGAAUACUCUGGGAGAAAAAAACACUUAAAAUGGAGAAUGUCACUGCCCCUCCUUCAACUCAUUCCUAUUAAUGGUAUUACACAAAACAAAAGAGCCCUCCCAGGUAGCCAACGGGUCUGUUAAGAGAUCCUCGUGGAAGCAGAUUCGAGAAAUUGAGAUGUGCUUAUUGGUGUAACUAAACUGAAUGAUGAUUUUAGCGGCAGGGGGAUAUCUCUAAACUCUCCAGGAAAAGAAAUCCCAGCUGCCCACUAUCCCAUUACUGAGUCCCAUUUCAUUUUGUAGUCUUGGAGAUACAGGAGGGGACCUAGAAGCCAAUAAGCUACUUACUUGUGCCCUCCAUUCCAAAAACUGGCCUUAGUCAUUUACAUUUGUAGGGGUGUGCACGUCUGAAUAAACUGUAAGCGUGUGUGUGCAUGUGUGUGAGUGAGAAUGAAUGUUGAUGGGUGAUCUAAUGGUAAUUCAUGUAUACACACUCUUGAGAUUGUCUUACCUGAUUUAUUUUUAUAUAGAUAAGAAAUAUGUGAUUUGCUAGUCUGCUGUGUCAUAAUCAUAUGUGAAGAGUAAUCCUGUAUAAGGUUCAAUGUCUUGGCACAGAUGCUGCAGUUGUCAGAGGCUCCAGCCCAUCAUCCAUUAUAAUGAGCGCUCUUUCUUGAACAGUAUUUUGCCAGCCCCUAUGUUAUCAUGUCAUGAUGAGAUUCAUGUCAUGGAUGAUACUCUCAAAUCUUGACCAGUGAAUAUUGUCUUAGCACCUCAGUGUCAUUUUUAAGGGAUGGUAGAGGUAGUGGACCAAGAAUAUUUGAUAUGGGCUAACAUAAGAGCCAGUAAUAAACAGCUUGAUUGCUGCAUAAAGCGCACAUUUAUGAAGCAUGCAUCCACCCAUCCGAGCAACAUACAAAAACAUGAGACGCUUUUAAAAAUGAAAUAUAUGUAAAUCCUCUAAUAUAGUUUUUAUCUUUACAGCACAUGACUACUGACAUAAAGUUCAGAUUUCAGUAACAGAUGUUCAGCAUGCAUUGGCCUUCCUUUGACCAACAUGAAAGCAUUCAAAUAGCUCACACUCGCAGAUAAUGGAAUUUAUGUGUAUUUGAUACUGAAAGUACUGAAAGUAUCAAAUACCGGGGAGUUUUCCCUCUCUACUUUGUUCCCUUAAACUGUAAUGGCAGUAAAUAUACACUGCCAAGUUAACUUUACCAUAGGGCAGUUGAAAAUGCCUGACCAGAUGAAACCCAUGCAUGAGCACACACACCCACUAAAGAUACAUACAGUUUUGAAAGAAAACUUUCAGGAUACAUAGAUAUACUUAGUUUCCAUGGUGACAGCUGCUGUCUUCAAAGGCUGGCAGCAGCUCAGCAAUGUUUUUUUAAUUGGGGCGGGGAGGUCUGAUUGCAUGUAAUGUAGUUUAACACAUAUACAAGAACACACACACACGCACAUACACUCUCAUACACGCAUGCGCGCGCACACACACACACACACACACACACACACACACACACACAGGCAUGUACCCAUAAAGUGACAGGUAUGCACAGUAGUCACACAUUAGCAGAGCCACUCCUCACUGUGCAUAUUUAUGAGUACUCUAUAAACGCAACAUUAUGAUGUAAGGACCUUGUACGUUGAUGUGUUCAUGUCUCAAAUCUCUGUAGCAUUCCAUAAAUACUACAAUUCCCAACAACGCAUUCUCUAUUAUCUGUUUAUAUUACCACACAACAGAGAGAAACAGUUUUACAUAACACGCUAGUGUCAAUUACCACUAGUAAUGAAACACAUUACAUGAAUAAUACACAGAAUAUAGAGGGACAAAGGAUUGUAUUUUAACAUUUCAACAUUUAACAUUAUCCCAACCUUAAAAAUGUGACUUAAUCAUAAAAUAACAUUGACUUUAUAUCUAUACCAUGCUAACAUGAGCAGUAAGCAUAAAGAGUUAAAACCCCCUGUUCCUCCUUUAGCCCCUUGAAAUGUAAUUUCAAAUGUGAAGGUACAACUUUUUCUGUAAUGCCUUUUAAAAAUUGUCAAGAGCUGGAAGGUCUAAUGUCAUCAUGACUUUCUCUAACGUUAACAAGAUGAGCAAAGAAGAAGCUCACUGCCAACUAAACAAAUUCUCAAAGCAAAAUAGCCAAUAUAUAAAAGCUUCCGAAUACAAGUAUAUUGGUGAAAGAUACACAUAAAAGAGGUCAUUGCACUAUUAUAAAUGUAGGUGUUGAGUAAAACGUUAUUCAAAGGUCAACAGAAGGUGAUCAACAUACAUGUUUUAGUGUUGUGGUUAAGUCUAAUCACAAACCAUGAUUUCAUUUCCUGUUUUAAUCACAGAGUUGAACCAUUUCAUAUUGCUCUACUAUUGUGAGAGAAGCUGAGGUGUGAAAGGAAUAGCAAUGACUGUGAGAGGCAGAGGGAACCAUGUGUGUGUGUGUGUGUGUGUGUGUGUGUGUGUGUGUGUGUGUGUGUGUGUGUGUGUGUGUGUGUGUGUGUGUGUGUGUGACAGCUGUAAAGCCAGGGCAUUAGAGCAGUGUGGCUUCCGCUUAAUGGAAAAGAAUGAACAGUUUAUGAGUGUAUGCAUGUCGGGGGAAGCCUGCUUCUUUUUUUUUUUCUGUAUUCCAUCUGCAGUUCUGACUCUAACAUGCGGCUUUAUUUACAUCUGAGACGAGAGGAAUGGGAGGUGCAUUUUAUGGAUCUUAUUUAGCACACAUAUAAUAAGGCAAGGAUGGAUGGUUUGAGCUGGUGAUAAAUUAAUUUACGCAGUUUCAUACACUAUGUAUGACAAAUUUCCUGUUUUUUUAUUCACGUAAAAUGUCUAGUCAAUUCAAUUCAAUUAUAUUUAUAGUGUCAAAUAAUAACAGAAUUAUCUCUUUACAGAUAAAGUAGGUCUAGACCACACUCUAUAAUUCUCCCAGCAAGC